Molecule: messenger RNA, 4846 nt
Organism: Wallemia mellicola CBS 633.66
Lineage: Eukaryota; Fungi; Basidiomycota; Wallemiomycetes; Wallemiales; Wallemiaceae
Product: RNB-domain-containing protein
Exons: 8
Coding region: 79-3831 (1250 amino acids)
Cellular component (GO): P-body; exosome (RNase complex)
Molecular function (GO): 3'-5'-RNA exonuclease activity; RNA binding
Source: RefSeq, a predicted model, not a curated record
CGAACCUCUCACGGCCAAUAAAUUCUUAUAUAAAUCGCUCGUUAAAGAAUUAUUAGCUAUUUAACUACAAGAUCUACAAUGGCAGAUAGUAACUCAUCUCAACACAAUCCAAAGAAUAGGAGAACUCCUAGACAUGACAGACGUCAAUCUACACAGCUUUAUAACCCUGACGAUAAUACACACUCAAGUUUAGAUAUGCCACCUCUACCUGUACAAAAUCAACAGCGUAAUAAUAAUGGUCAUCGCAAAACUGCGUCUAUGAACCCGAACCCACAAGAUCGUAAUCGUCGUAAGAAUCUAGCGCCUAGAUUCCAAGAAGACCAAGUCGAAGCUGAAGGCGAGGUCGACAGCUAUGGCACACUCAAUCAGAACUUCCAAUUCGGUGCUAAGCGUCGUACAACUCCAAAUUCUAUUUCAUUCAGCAACCACACCCCGUCGCAGUCACUUGGCGGAGGUAACUACGGUCAUCCACUUAAUAAUAUGACUCCAGAACAACUUCUGAUUCAACAACAAAUUGAAGCUUUACAACAUCAACAGAGAGCUCUCAUUCAAAAUCAAUCUCAAUUCGUACAACAAUACGAUCAGCAAACUUUAAACUCUAGAAUGAAUACGGCAGGUGCCAACAAUCACCGUCGUAUACAAUCUCAACAGGUUCCUAAUAUGAGAUCACCUAACUUCGGUCAAUACUCACCGCAAUCUUCUUCACUUUACAACCCACAGUCUCCUCAAAUGAAGAAUAUUCCAAAAGGACAUGGUAGACGUCACUCUGUUAACGUCUCAAAAGUUACACAAGAUUUAGAUAACUUUUCUUUCCCACCAAAGAAUCCUAAUAGCGGUAAUAUCCCUCCAGGCCAUGCGAGAAGGAUUAGUACCGGACAAGCGAUUCAGCAACCAGUUGCUAUAAAUAGCCAAAGCGGCGUUCCUGACCUGGCACAAGCUCAAUCUCAAUUAGCUUCAUUAGCUCAAUUUCGUGUCGGAGUUGGUGCGGGUGGUCACAAUAGAGCUCAAUCUUUUGCUUUCCCUAAUGCUUUUCAAAAUAUGGUUGCCGCUGCUUCUUUAUCUGCCGCACUUGGCGGUAAUCAAAUGGGUAAAUUUGACAAUGGUAUAAAUUACGCUUUACAACAACAACAAGCUUUUAAUUUACAAUUACAACAACCAGGUGGUCAAGGUGGUCCACAGCGCAAAUCUUUAUUCGCACCGUACCUUCCACAAGCAAGUUUACCACCUUUACUUACAGCUGGUAAAUUAGUUGUUGGUAUGUUACGUGUCAACAAACGUAAUAGAUCAGAUGCCUAUAUUUCAACUGAAGUUUUAGAUGCUGAUGUCUACAUUUGCGGUAGUAAAGAUCGUAAUCGUGCAUUAGAAGGUGAUAUUGUCGCAGUCGAAUUAUUAAACGUUGACGAAGUUUGGGGUACAAAGAAAGAAAAGGAAGAAAAGAAGAGACGUAAAGAAGAGAAUGCUCAAUAUGAUGCUUUGCGUGCUAUUAAUCCAUCAAUUGAAACUAAACAACAAGCUAAAAACAGAGAUGAUGUUGAAGUUGAAGGUCAAGGUUUGUUCUUGAUUGCAGAUGAAGAAGUUACCGAUGAACAAAAGCCAAAAUACGCUGGACAUGUUGUUGCGAUUGUUGAACGUAUGCCGGGUCAAUUAUUCUCAGGUACACUUGGUAUUUUAAGACCAAGUUCAGCGGCAACCAAAGAAAAGCAAGAUGCCGAAAGACGUGAGCGUGAAGGUGGUAUACCACAAGCUCAAGAGAAACCAACUCAGAAACCAAAGAUCGUUUGGUUUAAACCAACUGAUAAGAGAGUACCACUUAUUGCGAUUCCAACUGAACAAGCUCCAAAAGAUUUCUUGGAAAAGAGUGAAGACUAUCAAAAUGAGAUAUUCGUUGCUUGCAUUAAACGUUGGCCAAUUACUUCAUUACAUCCAUUUGGUACUUUAGUUGAAAAGCUUGGUACAAUUGGUGAUGUUGAAGUUGAAACUAGUGCUUUAUUAAAGGAUUCCAACGCUUGCUUCUCUGAAGAUUUCUCAGAAAAUGUACUCAAAUGUUUACCUUCACUUCCUUGGUCAAUUCCUGAACAAGAAUAUAUGAAUAGAAGAGAUCUGAGAAACGAAAGAACGUUCACGAUUGAUCCUGACACAGCAAAAGAUUUGGAUGAUGCUGUUUCGAUCAAAUUAAACGAGGAUGGUACAUAUGAUAUAACAGUUUCAAUUGCAGACGUUAGUUACUUUAUUAAACCAAAUUCUGCAUUAGAUAAAGAUGCGAGGAAGAGAGCUACCAGUGUUUAUCUAGUUCAAAGAGCUGUACCAAUGCUUCCUUCAGUUUUAUCAAGUGACUUAUGUUCUUUAUUACCUGAUAAAGAAAGAUUAGCAUUUUCUGUCACAUUUACAAUGACGAAAGACGCUAAAGUUAUUAAAACUUGGUAUGGACGUACAAUUAUUAAAUCUUGCGCUCAGUUAAGUUAUCAAAAUGCUCAAAAUGUGAUUGAAGGAAAAUCAUUAGAUGCCGCUAAAGAAAAAUUAAGUGAUUUGCAUUCAAGUGAUGAAAUCGAAGGUGAUAUUAAGGUAUUGUUUGAUUUAUCAAGGAAAUUACGUCAACGUAGAUUUGAUAAUGGUGCAUUAAAAAUUGAUUCUAUGAAAUUGUCUUUCCAACUCGAUGAUAAUGGCGUUCCAAUUGAUUGUGUGGCAUAUCAAUCAAGAGAAGCAAAUAAUUUAAUUGAAGAAUUUAUGUUAUUGACGAAUAUGUCGGUUGCAUCACAAAUUGCAGUUAAUUUACCUGAACAAUCUUUAUUAAGACGUCAUGAAGAUCCAAUUGAUAGAAAAUUGGAAGGAUUUAAAGAAAGGGCAAAAGAUUUAGGAUUUGACAUGGAUAUUUCAUCAUCAGGAGCACUACAAAAGUCAUUUUCUGAUAUUAAGGAUAAGGAAGCUAGUAGUAUGUUACAAGUUUUGGCUGUAAAAGGAAUGUGUAGGGCAAAAUACUUCUGUUCAGGUGCAAUCGAUAUUAGUGCAUACAAACAUUAUGCAUUGAAUGUACCAUUGUACACACACUUUACAUCGCCAAUUAGAAGAUAUGCUGAUGUAAUUGUUCACCGUCAAUUAGAUACAGUGUUACAAUUUGGUGAAGAUGCAGAGAAUAAAUUUGGUACAGGUGAAAGAGAAACUAUUGCAAAGAUUGCUCAACAAUGUAAUAUAAAGAAGGAUGCUUCAAAGCAAGCACAAGAGAGCUCACAACAUUUAUACUUAUGUUUGUUGAUUUCAGAUUUAACUAGAAGAUAUGGACCUGUUGUUAGGCAAGCAACAGUUAUUGGCGUUUUGGAUAGAGCAUUUGAUGUUUUAGUUAAUGAUAUGGGUAUUGAAAAGAGAGUACAUGUCGAUAAGAUUCCUGUUGAUAAUAGCGAAUUCAACGAGGAAGAGAAGACUUUAGAUUUAUAUUGGAAGAAUGGUGUCGAUGUUAUCUCUUGGUUAGCAGAUAAUAGCUCAGAUAGUCAUCUUAGAAGAAUACAAGAGAUGGCAUCUAAGCAUGCGCCUUCACAUAUGACAUCCAGAUCAACACAAGAUGAAUCAGCAUUAUUUGAUGACGAUGAUGAGGAAGACGAUGAUGAAGACGAAGAUAAUGGAAUUCCUAAUGACACUAACGAUAAUGACAACAUUCAAACAGUUCAACACAUGAAAUCUAAACAAGUUUAUGAACCUAAAUAUCAGAAUGUUAGAAUUGAUAAUGGAAAUUACAUACAAACUAUAAAGGAAAGAAUGACCGUUGAUAUAAUUGUUACAGCAGACUUUUCAGCAUCCCCACCUAUUUUGAAAUGCUACUGUGGUAAUCCAUUUGCAUAACAGGAUUAUCAAUUAAUAUGAAAACUCUAAGAUUUCUUUUCCUUUUUUAUUUUUCGAAAUACAAUUUUGUUAAUGAUUAAUUACAAAUCAAUGAUUUUUCACUUUUUUUUCACUUUUGACGAGAUAAUCCAUAUAGAUUCUCCAAAAUGGGAAAGCAAUUGCUGCUAUAAGUAAGUAAAAGGUAUCAAUUAAGAUAUUGUUAGUUGGUGAUGCACCUCUACUUAUAUUCUUGAUGAGACUUCCUACAAAGUCUGAUGUAAUUUGAUAUUCGUCUUUAUCUAUACCUUUUAGUAGAGCGAUUGCACAUUCCUGCGGUGUUAAACCAUCUGCAGCACCCUCAAUUUUCUUUGUAAGUGCAGGUUUAGUUUCAUUUUCAGUUUCAUAACCUGGUGUAUAUAUUGUUCCUGGGAAAUAAACAUGUGUACGAAUAUCGUAGAGUUGUAACUCUGUUCUAAGGGUAUCGCCUAAACCUCUAAUCGCAUGUUUAGAAGGAGUAUAAGAAGAGUAACCUGGAAGACCUAAUGGGAAACCAAGGACUGAUGAAACGAGAGUCACAUGUGAGUCUUUAAUACCAUCUUGUAUAAUUAUUGAGGUUGCAGCCUUAACAGUCCACAAGGCGGAAUAAUAAUUGGUUUGCAUAUCUUUCAUGAAAUUAUCUACUGACAUUUCUGCAAACCAUCCAGGUGUUGAACAUCCUGCACAACAGAAGAUCAUUGAAGGUGUCUCACCGGAAUCUCUCUUGGCUUUAUUUAAAGCAGAAAUCGUCUGAGAAUAGUCCGAUAGAUCUGCUAUCGUAUAUCCAAUAUAUUGAUCAUCGUAAACUUUAUAUUUUGUCAAUUCAUCUACUGCCUUGGAUAGUUUUGAUUUAUUCCUUGCACAAAUUGUUACGUUACUUCCACGCUUUAUUAAUUCAAUUGCAGUUGAUAAUCCUAAACCUUGUGAACCACCAGUAACGAAUGAGUGCUUUUUAUCAUAAUUAACAAUAUUUUUCGUUAUCAUCACUAAUAAUUUUUGA